Acanthaster planci (crown-of-thorns starfish) is the source of this 2044-nucleotide messenger RNA. Its product is annotated as cytochrome P450 3A29-like. Lineage: Eukaryota; Metazoa; Echinodermata; Asteroidea; Valvatida; Acanthasteridae. The record is from RefSeq and is a predicted model, not a curated record. Gene Ontology annotation, molecular function: heme binding; oxidoreductase activity, acting on paired donors, with incorporation or reduction of molecular oxygen; steroid hydroxylase activity.
CAUGAUUGUGACAUUGCAGAAAAAAAGUCUAUAGUGACUCUCGCCCUAGGGACAAGCAGCGGUAUUUUAUGAUGUCGUUUGCUUAUAGGCAUUUGCGCUAAUAUUGACUCCCCUUCGGCGCCACCAUGCAUUAAUCUCGGGAAUUCAACAAACAUUGGUGUACUUUACUUGCCUUUUUUGGACAUAUUACAUGAUUGCUACUCAAUAACAUCCACCAACAUGGAGGUGUCACAAUCUGCCAGUCGACUAGGCCCAGCCUCCAUACACACCAUGAUACACACACUGCACAACUAAUCUCCACCUUAAGUCUGGCCAUUUGGCAUUAGUUAGACAUUCAGAACCAGUGGAGCGAUGAGAGGGGAAAAGCUCUCAUCUGAAAGUUGACUAAGCCGUUUAUGUGAUGAACAAUGGAGGUUUUAGGAUUUGACCUGUCUCCAGCCAUGCUGACACUGGUUACGAUGGUUGGAAUGUUGUUCGUGUCUCUGGGAUAUGACUGGUGGUGCCAUCAAUAUUUUCAGAGGCGAGGCAUUCCUGUGGCUGAAUACAUCCCACUUCUGGGAAGCUCAGCCACGUGUGGUAAACUAGGAUUUCACAGUGCGUGUGAACGUUUCCUCAAAGACAAAGGAAAAUAUGUGGGGAUGUAUGAAAUCCGGCGCCCUGUUCUAAUUGUCAGUGAUCCUGACAUCAUCAAGAACGUACUUAUCAAGAAUUUUAACAGUUUCUGCAACCGGCGGGUAAUGCCUCUCCUUCCAGCGCCCAUGAAGAGGGGACUGAAUUUGCUGCAAAACGAUGAAUGGAAAGAAGUACGCAACAUCCUUACCCCAACCUUCAGUGCAGCGAAGAUGAAACAGAUGUCGUUUGUGAUGAAUGAGUGUUGUGAUAGGCUGGUGUCCUAUUUGGACAAAGCAAGGGAAGGCGGAAUUCCUGUUGAAUGCCGGCAUGUGUUUGGGGGCUACACCAUGGAUGUCAUUGCAAGAUGUGGUUUUGGUCUUCGUGCAGACUCUUACGACAAAGACGAUCCUUUCGUGAGGAAUGGCAGCAAAAUGUUUGACUUCAAAGUGGAAUCUCUUGUUUCACUUCUGUUGGUAAUAUUUCCAGUUUUGGCCACACCCCUCACGAAACUGACGAAAUAUAGCUUAAUUGAUCAGUCAGCCGUGGAUUUUUUCGUGGAUGUCACGAAGGAAGUUGUCAAUUUGCGGAGGCGUGGAGAGCGUGAGUCUAAGAACAUCGAUGUGCUUCAACUGCUCCUUAAUGCCCACAAUGAUCCCGAGUAUGACCAGGGAGAGUCGGCGUCCAGACUCAACGGUCGAGAAAAUGUCGUCGUCCGGCGUAAGCCGCUGUCCACCACUGAUGUCCUGGCUCAGGCAUUGACAUUUUUCUCGGCCGGAUACGAGACAACCAAUACCGUGCUAAGUUUGACUGCAUACCUACUCGCUAUGAACCAAGACGUCCAAGAGAAGCUGUACGCCGAGAUCGAUAGCCUCACUCCAACAAGAAACGACGUUACCUACGGCGUCAUCCACAAUAUGGUGUACUUGGACAUGGUGAUAAGCGAGUCUCUCCGCCUGUUUCCACCAGUUGUCCUUCUCGAACGCGUCUGCAAUGAAACAACACGAUACAACGGUUUGACCAUUGAAAAGGGACUGGUUCUGUUCAUCAGCACCUGGUCUAUUCAUCACAGCGAAGACUACUGGCCGAAUCCCACCCAAUUUGAUCCUGAGCGGUUCAAUGCUGAUAACAAAGCCAACAUCAAGCCUUAUACAUACAUGCCGUUUGGCCUUGGACCCCGUAAUUGCAUCGCGAUGCGGUUUGCCUUACUGGAGGCCAAAAUAGCACUAGUUCGAGUUUUGCAGCAAUUUCGCUUUGAUGUUUGCCAGAAAACUCAGAUCCCGCCAACUCUUAAGAAAUUUGGAUUGAUUUCUCCUGAGAGUGUGAUGCUGAGUGUCAUUCCAAGGAACUAGAGCUACGGGAAUCAUCAGUCAUGAAAGUUGUCUCAUGGCAGCAUCAGCUUAGAGUGGGAGAACGUAAAACCAAAAUAGUUGAG